AUGCAUGAGCAACUUGCCCGUAUCCUUGCGACCGGCGAGGCGGCGGAUGUGACUUUCGAGGUCCGCGGCAGCACGUAUGCUGCUCAUUGGUGCCUGCUCGCUGCUCGGUCUUCCGUGUUCAUGGCGCAGUCUCUUUUGUUCAAGGAGUCUGACACCACAUGUAUACGGAUCCAUGACAUGGAACCAAGGGUCUUCAAGGCCAUGCUUCACUUUAUCUACACCGAUUCGUUGCCCGAGAUAGACGAUGGCGAAUCCAUGGAGAUGGCUCAACUUUUGUUUGUCGCGGCAGAUAGGUAUAACCUCAAGAAACUCAAGUUGAUUUGCCAGAACGCAUUGUGCAGCUGCAUCGACACAAGCAUGGUGAUGACUGUGUUGGCAUUUGCUGGCCAGCAUGGUUGUCUUGAGCUUAAGAAGGCAUGCUUCCAGUUCCUCACGUCGUUUCAAAACCUUAAGACAGCCAUAAGGAGUGAUGCCUUUGAGAACAUCAAGACCAGUCAGCCAAAUAUUCUAGAGGUGCUAGUCGCGAAUGUUGAUGUUCCACAGGACAUGCUUAGGUCUUCAGAGCAUGACCUUGCCGGUGGUGACACGCCGGCGCACACAUCAUCGUCCAUUGUCGCCGAAGGUGUGUCCGGGUCACACGUCCUCACAGUUCAGGGAUACUCCCAUACCCUUGGACUCGGUGUUUGCAGGCAGAUUCCAUCCGGCCUAUUCAGUGUUGGAGGGCAUACCUGGAAAAUCAUAUACUAUCCUGAUGGCAGGAGCACGGAUUGUGCCGAUUGGAUAUCUAUUUCGCUACGUCUUCAUCACAGUGAUGCUACGCAGGUCAAGGUCAGAUGCAGGUUUAGCCUGCUAGACCAGGUGGGUAAACCGGUGAUAAAAUACACGACAGCAUGUCAUACAUUCACAUGCUCUGCCCAAGGACACACCAUUGAGUUUCCAAGGUUUAUCAGAAGGGAUGAAUUGGACAGUUCGACAUAUGUUGAAGACAAUUGUUUCAACAUUAGAUGUGAUGUUAGCAUCGCCAAGGGAAUCCGCAGGCAGCCCACGAUACCACUCGGUAUGGCGCCGCCUUGUGGACUGGCUCAUCAGUUUGGCCGUAUCCUGGAGACCGGCCAGGGUGCCGACGUGAUUUUUGAGGUUAGUGGAGAGAUGUUCGCCGCGCACAGGCGCUUGCUGGUAGCUCGCUCGUCGGUGUUCAUGGCGCAGCUCUUCGGUCCAAUGAAGGAGAAUGAUGCAACAUGUAUACGGAUCAAUGGCAUGGAACCAAGAGUUUUCAGGAUGAUGCUCUACUUUAUCUACACUGAUUCGUUGCCCCAUAUAGAUGACAGCGGAAUCAAAGAGGUGGCUCAACAUUUGUUUGUUGCGGCAGAUAGGUACGAUUUACAGAGGCUAAAGUUGAUUUGCACAAAUAUGUUGUGCAACCACAUCGACACUAUUACGGUGGCAACUACAUUGGCAUUUGCUAAGCAACAUGGUUGUGAUGGGGUCAAGAAGGCAUGUUUCCAGUUCCUCGGGUCGUUUCAAAACUUGAAGGCAAUCAUGGGCAGUGAUGGCUUUGAGCAUCUGAAGACCAUUCACCCCCAUAUUUUAGAAGAGCUUCUUACUCAGGAUUGA
Messenger RNA from Triticum turgidum subsp. durum (durum wheat), 1614 nucleotides. The record is from the annotation of a GenBank genome assembly. NCBI's taxonomy places the organism in Eukaryota, Viridiplantae, Streptophyta, Magnoliopsida, Poales, Poaceae.